AUGGCUGCUCUAGUGGUUCUUUCACUUCUCCUUCUAGCCAUGGCUGGUCACUCUAGUGCUUCAUGGUGUGUGUGCAAGACAGGGCUGGGUGAUGAUGUGUUACAGAAGUCCAUAGACUAUGCCUGUGGAAAUGGAGCAGACUGUAACCCCAUUCACCCAAAAGCACCUUGCUUUAACCCUGACAAUGUUAGGUCUCAUUGCAACUAUGCAGUCAACAGCUUCUUCCAAAAGAAGCGUCAAGCUUCAGGCACUUGUGAUUUUAGUGGAACUGCUACUCCGACUAACUCUGAUCCAAGUUAUUCAGGAUGCACCUUUCCUACUAGUGCAAGGUCUUGUUGUGAAGUCAUUGGACCAGCUUCAUUAAUGCCUCAAAGUGGUUGUUUCUUGUCUGAUAUAUGCACAACCAACCCAAAAGGCAGCUCAACCACCACCACACUUCCUGGUGGCAACAGUCCUUACCCAGGAACCUCAACAAAUGGAGCUUUUGGAAACAGUAGCACAGGAGCCAAUGGGACAGGAGUUAACCCGGACUACACUACAGAAAGCAGUGCCUUUGGUCUCAUGAAGAACUCAAGCAAAAUGUUCACCUUCCUUUUCUUGAUUGCUUCAAGUGGAUUUGUUCUUUCUUGA
This is a messenger RNA of Eruca vesicaria subsp. sativa (arugula), 630 nucleotides long. Lineage: Eukaryota; Viridiplantae; Streptophyta; Magnoliopsida; Brassicales; Brassicaceae. The record is from the annotation of a GenBank genome assembly.